AUGGCGGCCCUCUAUCUGGUUUUCCUAUUGGGAAGAGAAGAGAGGGAAGCCCACGUUCUGGAGGACCGGAAGUGCCCGCAGGGAGAAGGACCAGGAGGCUGCUGCUGCUGCUUGCAGCCUGAGCGUCUCUAUAAAGAAAGCCAGGAAAGCACCUAAGCAGGAGUCUUUAAAAAUAGCCAAAAUGUUGCGCAGGCCGCUACUGCAGGUGAUGCGACAGUUUGUGAGACAUGAGUCUGAAUCAACAACGACGACACCAUUAGUUCUUGAAAGAUCACUGAACCGAAUCCAGCUGCUUGGCCGCGUUGGACAGGAUCCUGUCAUGAGGCAAGCAGAAGGGAAAAAUCCAGUCACAAUUUUCAGCCUUGCAACCAAUGAGAUGUGGCGAUCAGGAGAAAGUGAAGUCUUCCAAGGAGGUGACAUCUCACAGAAGACAACAUGGCACCGAAUCUCUGUGUUCAGGCCAGGGCUGAGAGAUGUAGCAUAUCAGUAUGUGAAGAAGGGUGCUCGGAUCUAUGUGGAAGGGAAGAUAGACUAUGGUGAAUACAUGGAUAAGAACAAUGUGAGACGGCAAGCCACAACAAUCAUUGCAGAUAACAUUAUUUUCCUCAGUGACCUUAUUAAAGAAAAAGAAUGAAGUGACCAGCUUUUGUACAAGCUUCAGAUAUACCUUCUUAUUUUUGUAGCAUUUUUCCUAAUUCUGCAAUCAUGUUUCAGCCAAUUGUUUCCUUGCCCUGAUUAAAAAUAAAGUUUUGUACAAAAUCUAAAGGCA
Messenger RNA from Sceloporus undulatus (fence lizard), 769 nucleotides. RefSeq names its product single stranded DNA binding protein 1 (gene SSBP1). Gene Ontology annotation, biological process: positive regulation of helicase activity; mitochondrial DNA replication. Gene Ontology annotation, cellular component: mitochondrial nucleoid. The record is from RefSeq and is a predicted model, not a curated record. Gene Ontology annotation, molecular function: single-stranded DNA binding. Lineage: Eukaryota; Metazoa; Chordata; Lepidosauria; Squamata; Phrynosomatidae. The transcript is spliced from 7 exons. The coding region runs from base 182 to 634 and encodes 150 amino acids.